AUGGAACACAGACAUAGAGCAGGCCCUUUGAAACAGAGUAAUAAGACAUUCAAAGCUGGCAAGCAUGAUAGCAAGGGUCAAAUCAAGCGUAGAGCAGCAGGAAAGAUCGAACAGAAUACACCAAGACAAGGUGUAAAGUCAGGUGCCGUAGUCAAAUCACGCUCAGCAGAGAUCAGACAGAAACAACUAAAGAUGACCCAAUCCAAGCGUGCUGAGGCUCUCGAGCGUGCCCGUCUUGGUCUUCCCGAUGUCGCCGCGCCUCGCAUCAUCAGCGUUAUACCAUUGAGCGAGAAUGUUGAUAUCAAGUUGAUCAAGUCACAGAUGUUGAAGAAGUUUGAGUUGAGUGGCGCAGAGUUGGAGAGCAGCCAUACGACAGUUAGUUUGACAUCAAAGGUGCGCGCGACAUUCAUUUGCAUCGAUAGUAGAGAUAUUGAGACAUUGAUUCACUCGGUGAAGCUGGCAGACAUCAUCCUGUUCGUGGUCAACCCCGCAGAGUUUGAGGUUGGCGGCAUCGCCGGAGGCGACACCAAGUUCGACGAGAAGGCCGAGCGCCUGUGCUCGGUGAUCAAGGCACAGGGCGUGCCAUCGUCCAUGCUGCUCAUGCAACACUUUGACAAGAUCGCACAAAAGAAGAAGAACGACGUCAAGAAGCAGCUGACCUCAUUGUUCCACUUCCAAUUCCCCGACGAGCCCAAGGUGUUGCCCGCAGACGACGAUAUGGGACAGGUACUGCGUUUCGUUGAGGCGAUGCACAUCAAUGAGCCAGUGUGGAAGCAGGCACGUCCAUACAUCAUGGUGGAGGGCGCAGAGAAUGACGCCGCUGGCAACCUCGUGCUGACAGGCUUUGUCCGUGGCAACUCGUUGUCGGCCAAGCAGAUCAUGCAUCUGCCAGAGCUGGGCGACUUCCAGAUUGAGAAGAUCGAGCAGGCAGCAGACCCCCACCAGACCAGACACAAGAAGGCAAAGGACGAGCAAUCAGCGAUGCAGGACAGCACUGCCAAGAUAUUGGACAAGGCUGAGCCAGAGGAGAGAGAUACACUUCAAACACACAACAUACCCGAUCUGAAUGAGCAGGAGCAGACCAUGCCAACAAACGAGGAGAUUGAGUUGGCUCAAGCCAACAGGAAGAAGAAGGUCUUGGUGCCCAAGGGUACCUCUUCAUACCAGGCAUCAUGGUACCUCGACGACGAGGAGGAGCCCGAGGAAGACUACGAAGACGAGGACGGCGAGGACGCAGAGAUGGGCGAGCAAGACGAUCAAAUGGACGAGCAAGAUGGCGAGGAGCAAGACGGCGAGGACGAGGAAGAGGAGCUGGAAGAAUUGGAGCUGAAUUCAGACAAGUGGAUUGGAAAGUCAAAGGAGGAUAUAGAGAAGAUUAAGAAGGCCGAGGAAGAGGAUGCCGAGGAAGAUAUGAAGGACGAGGAUGAGGAUGAGGACGAUGAGAGCGACGACGAGGACGACCGCGGAAAGGAGAAGAACGAGCUGGAGUUCCCAGAUGAAGCCAACACACCAACAAACAUUCCAUGUCGCGUUCGUUUCUCAAAGUACCGUGGCCUUAAGAGCUUCCGCUCGUCACCAUGGGAUGCCUACGAGAAUCUCCCUCUGGACUAUGCUCGCAUCUUCCAGUUCCACAGCUUCAAUCAAUCAAUGAGAGCAUCUUCGGCCCUGCAGGAUAAGGCGCCAGUCAAGCCAGACCAGUAUGUUAGGAUCACAUUGGCUGGAGGACCAAGCGCCGCCCAGGUCAUCGAGGGCCGCAACACACCACUGGUUGCAAGCGGACUGAUGCGUUACGAGAACAAGAUCUCGGUGCUGCACUUCCAGUGCGAGAAGCACCGUCACUACGACGAGCCGGUCAAGUCCAAGGAGGAGGUCUACUUCCACGUCGGCUUCCGCCACUUCUCGGCCAACCCCAUAUACAGCAUCAGCGCACCAAACUGCGACAAGCAAAAGUACGAGAAGUUCUUGUUUGCUGGCCGCAACACAGUGGCGACAGUAUACGCGCCAGUCAUGUUCCCACCCGCACCCCUGCUCGUGUUCCGCGACCGCUCUUGCGCGCAGCUGGUGGCCACAGGCCAUCUGGCAAGCGUGAACCCCGACCGCAUCAUCUGCAAGCGUAUCAUCCUGACCGGCUACAUCGCCAAGGCGCUGAGCAGGAAGUUUGUGACUGUGCGCGACAUGUUCUACUUCCCCGAGGACAUUGAGUGGUUCAAGAAGAUUGAGCUGCACACCAAGAUGGGCAGGGUCGGCCAUAUCAAAGAGUCGCUCGGUACACACGGCCGCAUGAAGUGUCUGUUCGAUGGCAAGAUGAACCAACAGGACACUGUCUGUCUCAACCCUUUACAAGCGUGUCUAUCCCAAGUGGGUACUGCCGCUGUCACCCGAGGAGCAGGCUGUGGUCGACGCGUCUAA
Messenger RNA from Acytostelium subglobosum LB1, 2409 nucleotides. RefSeq lists its product as hypothetical. Lineage: Eukaryota; Evosea; Eumycetozoa; Acytosteliales; Acytosteliaceae. Gene Ontology annotation, biological process: ribosome biogenesis; endonucleolytic cleavage of tricistronic rRNA transcript (SSU-rRNA, 5.8S rRNA, LSU-rRNA); maturation of SSU-rRNA from tricistronic rRNA transcript (SSU-rRNA, 5.8S rRNA, LSU-rRNA). The transcript has 2 exons. Gene Ontology annotation, cellular component: preribosome, small subunit precursor; nucleus. Gene Ontology annotation, molecular function: GTPase activity; GTP binding; U3 snoRNA binding. The coding region runs from base 1 to 2409 and encodes 802 amino acids. The record is from RefSeq and is a predicted model, not a curated record.